CCCGCCAAUUUCCUGCCCGCCUCUUUUGAUCUCGCAACUUCUCCUUUGCUUUCUCUUUUCUCCUCACACCUACAGACUUCCCAGGAGUCCUCGAACCUUCCACUCCCUACAAGAAACCGUCUACUAGGCUCGAUCAGUCCUCCAUCGCGCUCCACCACCGACCCCAACCGCCACAAUGUCUGCUAGCCCGGCUCCCUCUGGCGGUGCCGAUACAAAGCCCGCUGAUCAGAUUCACUUCCGCUUCUGUCGCGAGUGCUCCAACCUUCUCUACCCCAAGGAGGACCGCAUCACAAAUCAGCUCAUGUUCACCUGCCGUACCUGCCACGUCGGCGAGCCCGCAACCUCCCACUGCGUCUACCAGAACAAACUCAACAGCCAGGUUGGAGAUACUGCUGGUGUCACCCAGGAUGUUGCCUCGGAUCCCACGGUUUGUGCCCCCGAGCCCAUUCUUGGCUUCCUAAACAUCCCCGGCUUCUGCACCUGCUGUGGCAAAGAGAUCUCCUGUGAGACCUGUGGCCGCGCAUACUAUGCGGUCCCGAGGGAUUCUCACGACGGAAACCUGAGUCCAGUCUCAGAUGCAACUAGCCAUGUGUCCAGCGUUGACUAUACACAGCUGGCUUAGAUGGAUUCAUUCGGCUGACUCUUUUUUUUUUUAUUU
Molecule: messenger RNA, 658 nt
Organism: Penicillium brasilianum
Lineage: Eukaryota; Fungi; Ascomycota; Eurotiomycetes; Eurotiales; Aspergillaceae
Source: the annotation of a GenBank genome assembly